Drosophila ananassae is the source of this 622-nucleotide messenger RNA. Its product is annotated as protein LTO1 homolog. The record is from RefSeq and is a predicted model, not a curated record. Bases 197 to 622 code for a protein of 141 amino acids. NCBI's taxonomy places the organism in Eukaryota, Metazoa, Arthropoda, Insecta, Diptera, Drosophilidae. The transcript has a single exon.
CUGUUAAAUUGUCUAUAGUGUUGUAAAACUAUCAAAGCUGGAACACAUUUUGGUUAAAGAUGUUAAAAUACAUUAAACUGCAUUUAAAUAAAUAACUGAAUAAACUGUUCAGAAAGGACUUUUAUAUAUUUAAAAAGCUACAAAAUAAAGGCCAUACAGGAGUCCUUAGGCACUGGAACUGAGAGAGAUUCAAAUAAUGUCCACUCCAUCGCGGGAUAUUAACGAUUUGUUUGACGAUAUUGUUUUGACGGAGGAGAAGCACGCUCGCCAGGGUUACGACGAGGGAUUAGCUGACGGACAGGAGCAGGGCAACGAGGAGGGCUACCGUCUCGGAUACGCCCAAGGCGUAAAACUAGGCGAGGAGCUCGGAAGGAUUCUGGGUCAAGUGGUGGCCCAGCAGCAAUUAAAUCACACAGAGAAAGUGAAGCGAAGUCUGGAACAACUUCGUGGGCUUAUUGAGGAGUUUCCCCGUACAAACGACCCGGAAGCAGACAUUAUCGGAGCCGUAGAAACUAUUCGAAACACCCAUCGUCGUCUUCGUGCUCUCUUGGGAACUAAGAAAAGUACUGAAUCUUCAUCUCCAAACCAAUCUAGCUCCGAACGUAAGGAUUACAGUUUCUAG